GUUAUUUGCAGUUUUUUUUUUUACGUAUUACGACCCUUUUGCAUGGGUUUUUUCUUUUGACCAUCUUUGUUUUACGUAAUUAUUAUUAAAUUUGUUAUUAUCUAUAAUUAUAAUAGAGCUCUGUAAUGAAAAGAGAAUUAUAGAAAGAAAAAAUUGAAGAAGAAGAAGAUGUCAGGAUUGAAUGACAUUCUUCCUCCAAUAAAUUCCAACUCCACCACCACCCCACCACCUUCCGAUACUACUUCUUCUUCAUCAUCACCACCACCGGAAUCCUCCACGUCAUCACCGCCGGCCACCACAUCCACCGGCGACACACAAACUCCACCACCUUCUUCACCUGCUACUCUCUCUCCCCCACCACCUGAAGUAGUAUCAUCAUCACCACCGCCGCCGUCAGCUCCCGAUUCUCCGCCACCUCAGCCGCCAUCGCCUCCAUCGAAUUCGGGUUCUCCUCCACCUUCGGGUUCGCCAACUCCAACACCGCCACCGCCGUCGUCGACACCUGUUUUAGACCCGCCACCAUCGGAUAAUAAUCCGACAGACUCACCUCCUCCGCCGCCUAAUCCUCCUUCUCCUCCUCCAAACCACUCAAAUAACCAACCACCAUCGCCGAUAUCGGAAACCCAAUCUCCUCCAUCACCGGAUUCGUCUACUCCACCGGGUUCUGAUCAAAUAUCUCCACCGCCACCGGCGGAAUCUGGAUCCCCACCUACCCCUGUUUCACCACCGGCCGACACCAAAGGCCCAACCUCAAGUAAUUCACCAAAUAAUGGAUUCACACCACCACAUUCUCCUCCAACUCCCAGUUUUUCAAAUAAUGAUGGUAACAAUGGCGGACCAAGCUUGUCUUCACCCACAUCUGGUUCGAAAACAGGGUCUUCUUCUUCUUCAUCAUCAUCAUCUUCUUCAGAAAACUCAAGAUCAUCAUCAUCAUCAUCAGAAUCGAAUGGAAAUCAUGGAGCUGUUAUAGGGGGUGCCGUAGCUGGAAUCAUCAUCAUUGGGUUAAUAGCGUUACUCUUCCUUAGCUCAAGGAGAAAAAGAAGAAGAAAAGAUCAGCUCUAUCCUAAUCAACAUUACAUGCCCAACGGUCCUCUCUCUGUAAAAUCAGAAGGGUAUUAUGGGAGUCAAGUACAACAACAACAACAACAAAGUAAUUUUGGCAACAAUCACUCUGGACCAGCAGACAGCUUCUAUGGCUCACAAGGUCCCAAUUCAUACAUUUCCAAUAGCCAUGGGAGUCAGAGAGGCAAUGCAGUAAGCUAUGGAGGAGGUGGCUUGGACAUAGGUGGUUCUAAUGCAUAUUUCAGCUAUGAAGAUUUAAUGGAGAUAACGAAUUCGUUUUCGCGUCAAAAUGUGCUCGGUGAAGGCGGGUUUGGGUGUGUUUACAAGGGUUGGUUACCAGAUGGGAGAAUUGUGGCUGUGAAAGAGCUCAAGGCUGGAAGUGGACAAGGUGAAAGAGAGUUCAAAGCAGAAGUUGAAAUCAUCAGCAGAGUUCAUCAUCGUCAUUUGGUGUCUUUAGUGGGAUAUUGCAUAGAUGAGCAUCAUAGAUUGCUUGUCUAUGAAUUUGUUCCUAAUCAAACUUUAGAGCAUCAUUUGCAUGCUGCUGGACUUCCGGUAUUGGAUUGGGCCAAAAGAUUGAGAAUUGCUUUGGGGGCUGCAAAGGGUUUGGCAUAUUUACAUGAAGAUUGCCAUCCAAAAAUUAUUCAUAGAGAUAUAAAGUCUGCAAACAUUUUGAUUGAUGAUGCUUUUGAGGCACAGGUUGCUGAUUUUGGCCUAGCCAAGCCAUCAAAUGACACUCACACCCAUGUAUCCACUAGAGUUAUGGGGACAUUUGGGUAUAUGGCACCAGAGUAUGCAUCAAGUGGAAAAUUAACAGAUAGAUCAGAUGUGUUCUCAUUUGGAGUGGUGCUUUUAGAGCUUAUUACAGGUCGUAAACCUGUUGACCCAACUCAACCCCUUGGGGAUGAGAGUUUGGUGGAAUGGGCUCGUCCACUGCUGAUUGAAGCCCUUCAAAGUGGUGACUUGAGUGAAUUAGUGGAUCCUAGGCUUGAAAGGCAUUAUGUUGAGAGUGAAAUGAUCAGAAUGGUUGAGGCAGCCGCUGCCUGUGUUCGCCAUUCUGCCCCAAAACGACCUCGUAUGGCCCAGGUGGCUAGAGCAUUGGAUUGCGAAGGAGAAAUGUCUGAUCUGUCUAAUGGAGUAAAGUAUGGACAAAGCACUAUAUACGAGUCAGGACAAUACAACCAAGACAUUAUGAGGUUUAGAAAAAUGGCACUUGGUGGUGGAGACAGUUCAGAAUAUGACACAUACAGUGGAGAGUUUAACUCUAAAGAAUUUUCUGGUCAACAAAAGUCAACAUGGAGAGAUGGGUCCAGUGGAGAGUCUGAAACUAGAGCCUUCACUGAACAAAGAUAUAGUGCUCCACCAACCAACUUUGGCAACCGUCAGUACUAAAUAGUUAUUCAAAUUUACCACAUUAUUUUUAAUGAUUUGAUUUAUAUCAUUUUGUCACUUUAAUCUUUUUUUUUUUGGGUACAUAACUCUUUUGAAGAAGUUUGGUUGCCCAUAAAAUAUUAUACAUGCAUACAUGCAUGAUGCAUAUUUGAGAGAAAGUAUUGCCACAUAUGGACUAAUCUGACCUAUUAAUUGUAAAGCUUUUUGUUUUU
Molecule: messenger RNA, 2663 nt
Organism: Cannabis sativa
Lineage: Eukaryota; Viridiplantae; Streptophyta; Magnoliopsida; Rosales; Cannabaceae
Product: proline-rich receptor-like protein kinase PERK12
Exons: 8
Coding region: 169-2451 (760 amino acids)
Biological process (GO): protein phosphorylation
Molecular function (GO): protein kinase activity; ATP binding
Source: RefSeq, a predicted model, not a curated record